Messenger RNA from Dovyalis caffra, 1545 nucleotides. NCBI's taxonomy places the organism in Eukaryota, Viridiplantae, Streptophyta, Magnoliopsida, Malpighiales, Salicaceae. The record is from the annotation of a GenBank genome assembly.
AUGCAUUCUUCCCUUUGUUUCUACGGGGUGCUUCUUCUUGGUGCCUUGUUAUUUUUGUAUCGCCAAUUUGUAAAGAAGCCAAGGUACCAUAAUCAGAUAGCAAAGGCUGAUAUCCCACCGGGUAGUUGUGGAUUACCGUUGAUCGGAGAGACCGUACAGUUCUUGGCAGCCGUCAGUAGCGGCAGAGGUUUUUACGACUUCAUCCGAGCUCGCCGUUUAAGGUAUGGAAAUUGCUUCAAGACCAACAUAUUUGGAGUGACACAAGUUUUUGUUUCGAGCACAGAAUCAGCUAAGACAAUCUUAAUUAACGAAUCGGGGAAAUUCACAAAAAGAUACAUAAAAUCAAUUGCAGAGCUUGUGGGGGAUCAGAGCCUACUAUGUGCUUCUCAUGAACACCACAAGCUCAUCCGUAGCCGUUUGGCGAAGUUAUUCUCGACGAGUUCGAUUUCUAUUUUCAUCAAACAUUUUGAUGAACUGACUGUGAAGAGUCUUGGCACUUGGGAAAAUGCGGGCACCAUCACUGUACUUGACCAGGCACUCGAGAUAACCUUCAAAGCCAUGUGCAAGAUGUUGAUGAGCUUAGAGGAUGGGCAAAAACUAAAUAUGCUGCAAGAGGACAUAACUCAUGUCUGUGAAGCAAUGCUGGCAUUUCCCUUGAAAUUUCCCGGGACUAGAUUUUAUAAAGGCCUUAAGGCCCGAAAAAGGAUCAUGAGCACACUGGACUUGAUUAUAACUGAAAAAAGAAGAUGCUCGCAACGCAAUCAACAAGAUUUUCUGCAAUGCCUAUUGAUAGAAGAUGAAAAGGCAGGCUCUGAUGAAGCCUAUAGGCUGACAGACACAGAGAUAAAAGACAACAUUUUGACCAUGAUUAUUGCAGGUCAGGAUACAACAGCAAGUGCAAUUGCAUGGAUGGUCAAGUACCUUGGAGAAAAUCAAGAUGUUUUGGACACACUCAGAGCAGAACAACUUCAGCUUGCAGAAAAAAACCCACUUAGGCCAUUUCUUACACUGGAAGAUCUUACUGAGAUGCCAUAUGCCUCUAAGGUAGUCAAAGAAUCGUUAAGGAUGGCAUCUAUAGUAUCUUGGAUUCCAAGAUUAGCACUCCAGGAUUGUGAGAUUGAAGGAUUUAAGAUGAAGAAAGGGUGGAACAUUAAUGUUGAUGCUAGAUCAAUACACCUUGACCAUAAUCUGUACAAUGACCCCAACAAGUUCGAUCCUUCAAGGUUUAAUGAUGACUCAAAGCCUUACAGCUUCUUAGCAUUUGGGAUGGGAGCAAGGACCUGCCUGGGAAUGAACAUGGCUAAAGCCAUGAUGCUAGCCUUCCUUCACCGUCUUAUCACCACAUACAAGUGGAAGGUGAUAGAUUCAGACUCAAGUAUUAAGAAAUGGGCAUUGUUCUCCAGAUUAAAAAGUGGCUGUCCCGUUCAUGCGAAGACACUGGAUAAAAAAUGCUUCUUCCCGUCGGUCCGGGCAAUUAGGCACUUAAAAAAGCCAAAUUUUGCGGCUGCCAAAGAGACUAUCAAUCACACAACUCCUAUCAAGUAA